CUUCUCAUUUCACCACCAACACACCAAAAUGACACUCUCCUCUUCAAAAAGACCAUCCCUUUUCUUCUUUUUCCUUUCCCUUUUCGCCCUUUCAACCUUUGCCCACGAGUUCUCAAUCGUGGGGUACGCCCCCGAGGAUUUAACAUGCAUUGACAAAGUCAUCAACCUCUUUGAAUCAUGGCUCUCAAAACACGAAAAGUUGUAUGAGAGCAUGGAAGAAAAGCUACAUAGAUUCGAGAUCUUCAAAGACAACUUAAAGCAUAUUGAUGAAACCAACAAGAAAGUUAGCAACUAUUGGCUAGGACUCAAUGAGUUUGCUGACUUGAGUCAUGAAGAGUUCAAGAACAUGUUCUUAGGACUCAAGGGUGAGAUGCCAGAAAGAAGAGAGGAAUCGCCUAAAGAAUUCACUUAUAAAGAUUUUCUUGAUCUCCCAAAGUCUAUUGAUUGGAGAAAAAAAGGAGCCGUUUCACCCGUCAAGAACCAGGGUUCAUGCGGUAGCUGUUGGGCAUUUUCAACGGUGGCUGCGGUGGAGGGUAUAAACCAAAUCGUGACUGGAAAUUUAACAGUGUUAUCAGAACAGGAGUUGAUUGAUUGUGAUACAAGCUUUAACAAUGGUUGCAAUGGAGGUUUAAUGGACUAUGCAUUCUCCUUCAUAGUGAAAAAUGGUGGGCUUCAUAAGGAAGAAGAGUAUCCUUAUAUCAUGAGCGAAGGAACUUGUGAUGAAAAGAAGGAUGUAUCAGAAAAGGUGACAAUAAAUGGGUAUCAUGAUGUACCUCAUAACAAUGAAGAUAGUUUCUUGAAAGCACUUGCAAACCAACCUAUUAGUGUUGCAAUUGAUGCUUCUGGUCGCGACUUCCAGUUUUACAGCGGGGGUGUGUUUGAUGGACAUUGUGGAAGUGAUUUGGAUCAUGGAGUUGCAGCAGUUGGAUAUGGAACAAACAAGGGACAAGAUUAUAUAAUUGUGAGAAAUUCUUGGGGACCAAAAUGGGGAGAGAAGGGUUACAUCAGAAUGAAGAGGAAGACUAGUAAAAGUGAAGGGAUGUGUGGUAUUUAUAAGAUGGCUUCUUAUCCUACCAAACAAAAGUGAUCAUGGCGUUUGUAACUUUUCCUUUUUAUGUAUUUUCUUGCUUCUUGUUUUCUGACUUUUAAUCAAGUCAACCCCAUCAUUCUAAUAAAAAUGCAAC
Molecule: messenger RNA, 1184 nt
Organism: Lactuca virosa
Lineage: Eukaryota; Viridiplantae; Streptophyta; Magnoliopsida; Asterales; Asteraceae
Source: the annotation of a GenBank genome assembly